This is a messenger RNA of Symbiodinium sp. CCMP2456, 2838 nucleotides long. NCBI's taxonomy places the organism in Eukaryota, Dinophyceae, Suessiales, Symbiodiniaceae. The record is from the annotation of a GenBank genome assembly.
AUGUUUGCUGGCUCACAAUGCUUUCCGACGUUGAUCCUAUACAUCGCCUGCUGCCCUCCUUCGGACGUCGUACCGCUGCAAGACUUGAUCUUAACCUGCCCAGAGGAAUACUUGGAAUCGCGCGGAGAGGAAUGCUGCGGUGCUCCCAAAGACCGCGCAGACUUCAUCCUCCGGGUCCUGACUGCUGUCGGCCCAUCGAAGCUAACAGCUGAACCAGAGGAGCGCUCCUAUGUCAUCGCGGCCCUGGAAAGGGUGCUCGUGGACUUUGAGCACAAGAGCUUGGAGGGCUGGCGAAGGCUAGCAGUCACCACGGCUACCUCUGCCUGCUUGCAGGCUGAUGCUCUCAAGGAUGAGAUGAAGCAAGCAGCUGAUGAGAAUCGCUUGGUGGCUGACGUUGCAGGAGAGCUGUUGCCGCGUGCCUUGGCGACAAGUCGAGUUCUUGCCAAGGCAGCACUGCGAUUGGAGGCUUUCUCGAGCUAUCUUCUUGCCCAAGCAGCUGUCGACUCCGGAAUUACGUUUCCUGAAGUUGAUCAGCAGGAGGUGAGACAUCAGUUUGAUGACCUCUUGAUGGACUACUACAAAAUGGUGGUGAGGGAGCAUGACGAACUCGCCUUUAACAUCAUUCCGUCCUUCCAGGCUUCUUCUGUGAAACGUGUUGUUCCUGUCAAUUCGAUUUCUCCUGUGUACCUGUUGGUGCUGAACCUGGGUCAAACUGCGAAGGUCGGCUUCACCACGCUCUGGAGCAUUCUCAGGUUGAGGUCUGUUCCGUUGCACAUCUUCGUUCUGGGCGAUGCAGCAGGUCUUGAGAACUGGCGUUCCACUCUGCGUGAUCUUGAGGCAUCUGGCAAGAUGCGAAGCCUCAACCUCAUUGAAUUGGAGUACGUGGACUUCACGACGAACGUGAACUUCCAGCUUUUCAUGAGUCAGUAUCCAUCCGACUGCGACGUGAACAAGAUCGGUGAGGCCUUGUUGGCUCGCUUCAUCUGCCAUGAGCUUCUGCCGUCUCACGUGGACCGCGUCAUAGCCAUGGAUCUGGGUGAUGUCCUCGUUUUGGACGACAUCGCAGACCUUUGGGCGCAGUUCGACACGUUUGAGAAGCACCAUGUCUUUGCAGCUGCGCAUAUUUCUGCCCUGAGCCAUGUCAACGGGGGUCUGGCCUUGUACGACUUGUCCAGGAUGCGCGCUCGUAACUGGACAUCGCUCGCACUGAGGGCAGCAAGAGAAGGACUCGGAAGGAGCGGUGACUGCAUCCAUGACCAAUCAUUGAUGAACACGCUCCACCUUCACAGUCCGGGUGAGCCAAGCCCCAUGCAAACACUGCCUUGUCGCUGGAUGCUGGUCCCGGCAACCGAGUGGGGGAUGUUUUGGAACAGCCCAGAGCUGGUUCUACCUGAGGUGCGCGAGCGUCGACGAUAUCCGGGGAUGGUCGGCGCCGGCCACUUCGAGGUCUACUGUCCAGAUCCCGUGGACCUUCUGAGCGGAUGGUCCUUUCUGCUGUCAACCGGGAACACACGGCAACGGCUUCGAACGAUGUCAUUGCUGAAGGGCAAUCAGCGGUUGACUCAAUGCACGAAGGAGGGGACUGCGGGCUUCGUUCAUCCACGAGAUGUGCACCCUUCCCGCUGCUGUCGAUGCGGCGAAAGAGCUUCGUUGGUGCACAUCCCGGGAGAUAUGAAGCAAUGGUCCUUUGUCGACACCCUCUUUCGUUACCACUCGCCUUUCAGCGACUGGGAAGAAAAGGAGCUGCAAGAGACACUCACACGCCAACUCUGGCAGAAGGAGUCUCGCUUCGCUGAGCAAAGUCGCCAUGUACAAGGGGCAGCGGGCCAGAUGGUAGAGCUGUACGGUGGCGAGGUUUGCUUCAGGAGGGACUUCGGCAUGUGCUGCAGUGCGCGAAACGAGCUGCGGGAGGGCCACAAGGUUCUGUAUAAGACCCUGAACAUGAAGCCGCUGCCUCCGCCUUUCCACCUCGAGGUGGAAACGACUGCCAAAUCCGAUGCUCAUCUCCUAAUGGGUCAAGGGCCUUUGAACUCCCUCGAGAUCGUGGCCGGGGCACACGGCGGCACCUGGUCCGCUGCUCGGUGGGUAUCUGAGGGAAGCUUUGUUGCGCUGACAGCCUUCGACGGCUCUCCGCAGCAGGACAACCGAGACAAAGGCGGUGCAGCGAAGUACAGCGUGCAGUUGGACGAGGACGGAAGACUGCUGGUUCGUCACGGAUUAUCUGAGUGGGGUUUCUACCUUCCAGAGAAGUAUUUGAACGAGCUGAGGCAGCAUCCUGUUGGCAUUUAUGCCGAGUGCCCAGUCGGUGCGUCUUGCACAUGGACCAGGCUUUUGCCUGCCUGCCUUGAUGCCAGCCGAGCCUUGACGAAAUCCUUGACAUGCUCAUGGCUCGAGGAACACCUGUUCCAGUUUGCAGGUCCUGAAAGCAUGGGGGCGAGCUUGGCUAUCUGUGUGGGCCUUGUGCGCUGCCUCCUCCUCUUUGUCCUUACAGCAGCGGCUGCUGUUUGUGGAUGUGCAGUGAUGGCAGACCUGAACACGCUGUGUUACGGAAACGAAGCACAUCGGCUUGCCAGCGAAUUCCUCGCUGUGGUUCCUCGACAAGUGACAAGCUUCGCCAUCAUCAUGCUGCCACCACUGUGCUGUUGGCUCUGUGUGAAGGGCUCGGGUGGAAGUCGAUGGACGACGGGCUGUGGUGGCGCGCUGGCAGCUGGAAUGCUCAUUGGCGUCUUGGCAGGCCCACUUCCAGGCCCUUAUGCCUUUUUCCAGGAUGUCGACGUGCGCGAUGAGAUGACGCACUCAUCUGUCCAGAGGGCCAUCUCUGGACGGACAGAUCUGUGA